Messenger RNA from Schizosaccharomyces cryophilus OY26, 4782 nucleotides. RefSeq names its product histidine kinase Mak1. Gene Ontology annotation, molecular function: phosphorelay sensor kinase activity. Bases 1 to 4782 code for a protein of 1593 amino acids. The transcript has a single exon. The record is from RefSeq and is a predicted model, not a curated record. Gene Ontology annotation, biological process: phosphorelay signal transduction system; phosphorylation. NCBI's taxonomy places the organism in Eukaryota, Fungi, Ascomycota, Schizosaccharomycetes, Schizosaccharomycetales, Schizosaccharomycetaceae.
AUGGGGCUUUUGAAAGAGGACGAGUUGCCAGGUGCAACUCCUUCUCAUCUUGACAAGCUGAAAGAAGCCAUGGAUGAACAGUUUAUUAAAUCCUCCAAGAUAGUUAAUUCUUUCAGAGGAUCUUAUAAGUCUCCAGCAGACUUCUCUUCUGGCGAAUUAUCUUCGACCCCCUAUAAUACGCAAACUCAUAAACCUUUGUCUUCAUCAAGUUUAUCCAGCUCUGCUGAAGGGACCUCUCCUAAUUUGAACUUUCCUCGUCUUCCUAUGCAACAACGCCCAUCGCUGGAUAAAUCAGACAUUUUAUUUCAAGUGCCUGUGGCUUCAAAUAUUACAAUGAGCCAUUCCUCGCGGCGAUCGUUUGAACAAAGUAACUCUCCUAUCAAUUCAUCCAAAGAUUUAGGUGGUCACGUUUCUCCGGCAUCGUACAGUAGUAAAGAGAAUACCACAGCUAAUGCUAGUAGAGGAAACUCUACGGCUUCUUCUGUGUAUGAGCCGUUCGAAGGUGAUUAUUUGUCUGAAUCACGUCGUACACAUUUUCCCGAUGUCAUUGAUGAUCAUUAUACUAAUUUAUUUGAAUUUGUGUUUUUGUUAGUGUCUAAUACUAAUAUAUGUCAACUUUGGAAAAACGUCAUAGAUAUUUUUACACAGCAAUAUUCAGCGCUCGAACUUUCUUUAAUAGAACCCUGUGAUAUCUCUGAUGUUUUCAAUACCCCCUGGAAGUUAAAAUGUUUAUAUCAAGGGUCUGUAGCGGAUACUAAAAGGAAUGAUACCAAUGAUUCCGAAGUCGGCAACGAUGAUAUCGCUGAUCAAUCCGAUCCGUUUAUUAUAACGGCCUCCACAGGGGCUAAAGGCAUUAUUUAUUUUUCCCAGCGACCUCCUCAUCGAAAAAGUCCUCUUUUAGAUCAUUAUACCGUUCAAACAGUCCUUGAACGAAAAGCUCCCCUAGUGUAUACUAGACGCCUCCCGUUUACCAGCCGUCCCUCUAAUUGCGAUUAUAGCUAUUCAACGGAACGCGUAACUAAUACGACAGUUGCUAGCGGGGAUAGUGCUACCAGUACAAAGAAUAGUGACAUCUCAAAUAAAGCUUCCCAACCAUUCUUAUCUGCGAAUAACUUUCAUGAAGCACCGUCCCGCUACAACUAUUGUUCAGAAUGGGUGAAUUCCGGACAGGCUAACCGCGGUAUGUAUGAUGAGUUUGAACAAAACUUAUUGUCACCCUGGUCCAAAUCUCCUAUAGGCAGUCCAGCCAUCCAAGCUGAGUCUAAUCGAAACCCCUUUUUCCAAGGUUUACAGGAAGCUUCCUUCUCCAAGUCCGAUGAGAACGAAGAAAACUUAAAUGAUACACAAAAUCUUCACAAAGAAGCGUCCAACGAUGAUCUUUGGGGGCAGUCUAUUGCUGAACAAGACAUAACGUAUAGUUUAGUUCAUAUUCCCAUUGUACAUCCUGGAACUGAUAGAUCUAGUUCUCCAUCCAAUCGUAUUCCUAUUGCAAUCCUUUCUUUUAAGUCGAAUCUUGUUCCGUAUCCUGAAAACCUUUUGUCAUAUAUCAGUCGUCUAGUUCCGUUCAUAUUCGCUGCUUACACAAAUUGUCAAGCAACUAUGGUUCCGAGUAACGUUCCUUAUUAUAAUAGUCAUGAUAAUAUGCAAUCAAAGUUACAUUCGACAACAGGUGCAAAACAUGGAGAUUUUUGUUUUAAGUCUCAGGUUACGAAUGCUCAUCAAUAUCCAAAUGAAGAACGAAGCUCAAAUUUGAGUGAAAAAAAACUAUUUAAUCUUCAUUCUCUAUACAAUAGAGACAUAAAAGCAUGUUCGAAAUUCACAGCUAAUGGCUCGUCGCUAAGAACGCAAAAUUUUUUGCAAAGGCUGAAGAGAGUAUUUGAUAAAAAAAGGCAACGAUUUUGUAAUUACAAACGCUAUACAUCAGAAAAACUGCCUUAUGAUAAGAAAUUCUCCGUGAAUAAAGGGCCAAAUGAGAAUGUAUUGAGGUCGAAUAACGAUUUUCAAGGACGACAAAAUCUCCCAGAUGACGCGUCUCCUCCUUCUUCUCUUUUGAGAAGCAUAAUUGAUUCUAUUCCUGUUCAUGUAUUCAUUGCAGAUCCUUCAAACGGAAAAGUCACUUGGGUUAACGGUCGGGCUCAGUUGUACAGUGGUCUAAGCAUAAAUGAAAUUUUGACAAGGCAGUUUGGUUGCAUACAUCCAGAUGAUUUACAGAAUUUUAUGAGGGAUUGGAAGCAAUUUCUAUAUUCUGCUGAAGCUUUUACUAAGGAGAUACGCUUACAACGCUUUGACGGUGUGUAUCGUUUCUUUAUAUUUAGGGCUAUUCCACUACUUGAUUGUAGUGGUUCAGUGUUACAUAUUUUUGGUACGAUGACUGAUGUACACGAACAAAAGCUUGCUGAAUCGAAAGUGCAAAAACAAUCUGCUGCUGCUGCUAAUGAAAGUAAUUAUCGAUCUUUGGCUGAAGCUUCUCCUCAAAUUGUGUUUGCCGCUAGCACAAAAAAUGGAAUUAUAUAUGCUAAUGCUCAAUGGCUUAGUUACUCGGGAUUGUCUUUAGAGAAUAGCUUGGGUUUAGGUUAUCUUUCUGCGGUUCAUAGAGAUGAUCGAAAGAAAUGCUUGCUUCCUGAUCCUAGUAUAGAUCCUACGAGUGCUAACACGUACGUUGCUGAGAUACGGUUUCGUUCUACUGAUGGCUACUAUCGCUGGCAUCUGGUAAAAUCCGUCUGUGUUAAUAACUCUGCAGACUUUAGAUCCAAUUUAUGGUUAGGUACUUGCACUGACAUUCACGAUCAUAAAAUGUUAGAAGAGAAACUAAAAGAGGCAAAUGUUGAGGCUCAUCGAAUUGUACGGGAUAAAAUGCAGUACCUCUCUAAUAUGUCUCACGAAAUUCGAACUCCUCUUAUCGGUAUUACUGGGAUGGUUAGUUUUUUAUUGGAAACGGAAUUGUCGUCCGAGCAAAUUAGCUAUGCUCAUGUAAUUCAACAGUCUGCUGAAUCUUUGCUGACUGUUAUUAAUGAUAUUCUGGAUCUGAGCAAAGUAAGAGCAGGGAUGGUCAAGUUGUGCAGUGAAAGAUUUUCGUUGCGCGCCAUGAUGGAGGAUGCUAAUGAAACAUUAAGCACGCUAGCAUUCUGUAAAGGAAUUGAAUUGAAUUUUAUAAUUGACCUCAAUAUUCCAGACGUGCUCUUUGGAGAUCGUAACCGAAUUCGCCAAGUUGCAUUGAACGUUAUCAGCAAUGCCAUAAAAUUCACCGAUAUGGGUGAAGUAAUUACUCACUGUUCCGUGGAAAAGUGGCUGAGAAAAGAGCAAUCCGUAGUAUUGAAAUGGGAAUGCAUUGAUACUGGACCAGGAUUUGAUGAGGUAGGACAAUCGCGCAUAUUUAAACCCUUUUCUCAAAUUGAUACUUCGAAUGCUCGGAAACAAGGUUCAGGCUUAGGAUUGGUCAUCUCUCGUGAGUUAGCAGAACUUCAUGGCGGUGAAAUGACAUGUAAAAGUGUCAAAGGUGUGGGAACACAUUUUAUAUGGACUGCCAGAUUCAAGAUUGAUAACGAAAUCCUUAAUUAUGAUAUACCUGAUGGAUGUUGCCCUGUGUGUUUCCAUCCGUACGAACAAUCCAAAAAGAUUAAUGUGCCAAACAACUACAAACACGCUGAUAAUGCUGGUAAAUUAACAAGCGAGAACGUGGGACAAGUAAACAACUUAUUUUCUGAGGAUGGUAUCAAGGUAAACACAAAUGAAAAUAGCACAAAGCUUAAAAAUAGUUCAAAGAUCAGCGGAUACCAUAAUCCCUUUGCUCCGGCUUUUAAUUUUUGUCAAUGUUCAACAUCUAUUGAUCCAAGUAAUAUACUUUUUUGGAAACUAUAUCGUUUUCAAUCUGACGGUAUUCUAUUGAAUUAUGAUGCUUUAGUUGUUAUUGUCUCACACACAAAAUUUAGCAGUGCAGCACUGGUUAAUUCUGUUCAGACGCUCUUGGAUGAGAAAACGUUAAAAGAUAUUAUAUCGUUCAAGGAUACCACUAAAGCCUAUCAUCAAUUGAGGGAAACACCUAUUAAGUCCAACGUGAGUCAUAUAAUCCUGAAUCUUGUUGAAAUUGAAGAUUAUGCUACUUUUCUUCGUUUUUUUCAACACUGCGCAUCUUACAGGAAUGCAAUCUUUAUUGUCAUUGUAAAUGCAAAGCAAAAAGCGGCCCUUCCUAAUUUAUUCACAAGGUGUGAAAUUGAUCAAUCGAGAAUAUAUUUCGUAUUGCGUUUGGUAAAACCCUCGAAAUUAUUCCCCAUUUUUUACAAGGAUUCCAUAAAUAGAGAUGAUAACGUUAACCGAAGCAGCCAAAUGUCGGAAAAGUUAGCUGUCGAACGUAAAGCCGAAACCGAAGCCCUUCAAAACGAUUUGAAAAACAGCAAAUUCAGGGUUCUCUUAGCGGAGGACAAUGUCAUUAACAUCAAGGUCUUUAGUCGUUACUUGGAAAAAAUGGGCGUGGAAUUUAAUGUUGUUAUGAAUGGUUUGGAUUGUUUCCAAGAGUGGAAGCGAAAUGAUCCCAAUUAUUAUUCACUGAUUCUUAUGGACUUGCAAAUGCCGGUCAUGGAUGGAUACCAAGCCUGUAUGGAAAUUCGGAAGCAUCAAUUAGAAAAUGGUUAUAAGGCUAUCACAAUCGUUGCUCUGAGUGCAGAUGCUCUAUCGCAUGUUGCAACGACUUGCGAAGAAUGUGGAUUUGAUACGUAUUUAUCGAAGCCAAUAACUUUAAAACAAUUAACUUCUGUAGUAUCUAAUUUGUUUUACACGAAAAUAUAA